This is a messenger RNA of Punica granatum (pomegranate), 794 nucleotides long. The record is from RefSeq and is a predicted model, not a curated record. Lineage: Eukaryota; Viridiplantae; Streptophyta; Magnoliopsida; Myrtales; Lythraceae.
UUUUGUCUCUCUCCGUCGAAUCAUGUGAUGAGGGACGGGGGAGAGAGAGAGAGAUCGGUCCAGCUAAGAGAAGGAUCGUCGAAGCUAUCAUCUGAUCUUUACCAUAAGCCGAACUGCACAAUCUCUGUUUGGUUCUCCGAUCAGACCCUCCGUCGUCUCCGGUUCUGCUCUUCGAUUUUUGGAAUCGCAUCGCGUUUCGUGGUGGACGCUGAGAUCGAAGGGGAUCCGGGAUGGGGUUUCUGGUGACAACCCUCAUUUUCGUAGUGAUUGGGAUCAUCGCGUCCCUUUGCACCAGAAUAUGCUGCAACAGAGGACCUUCUGCGAAUUUGUUCCAUCUGACCUUGGUUAUUACUGCGACAGUCUGUUGUUGGAUGAUGUGGGCAAUUGUCUAUCUUGCACAAAUGAAACCUCUGAUAGUUCCAAUCUUGAGCGAAGGGGAGUGAAGCUCCUUGCUGCGAUAUGUAUUGAUGCCUCAUUGGGGAAACCAGCAUUGUGGAUUCAGUUUGGCUGCUUGAGUAUAUCGGAUUAUUGGUCCCCGGCUAUUUAGUAAUUGCUGUCUGUAUUUGCAUGAUUUGAUCAUGCCAUCAGCUCCUUAAUUGUUUAAACGGACGUUCCCAUUAGAAUCUUCCUGUAAUAAAUCUGUUUUUGUUCUUUUUUUCCUUCUUUGCAUUGAUGAUAUGUGUUUUAGUUGUGUCUAAAACAUUUUCUGAGUUAACUAAGAAUCGGUGGGGCUUUUGUAAGUAUCUAUAUCUAAUAUAAAGCAGAGCUGUGGUGGGCUCGAUCAUAUGGCCUCA